CCCGCCGAUCCGAUUCAUUCCGAUUGCCGAUCCGACUUCUCGAUUCGAUUCUAGGCUCUCCUGCGCUCUUGGGGAGUCAAGCCCAUGGCUGCGCUGACGAUCCCGACGCUCUGCCGCCGCAGCGCCCCUUUGGUGUGGGGCGCGGCUCCUGCCUUCGCCGCCCCGUGGCGCAGCGAGGAUGUUCUUCUGCUCCCGGUGGCGUUCGGCAAACAGGUGGGUGCACGGCCGCCAGUUCUAGGACCGUUUCCUCUAGUGGUGGCGCACCCUGGAGUGGCCAGACCGUUGUGAUGCUCCUCCCCGCGACUCCUGCGGCACCGUGUGCCUGGUGGAGCUCACGGUACUCUACGAGAUUCAUACGCAGACGCGCCUGCCGUUGAAGGAAGGCCCGGCCCUGGCAAGUGGCAUUUGCCAGACCUGCACCCGUCCGCCGCCGUGUUGUCACAGACGCCCAAGGCCAAGGGCAUGCUCGUGCAGGCGGUGAUCACGAUGCUGGAGCAACACGCUGUGGGGUUCGCGGCGCCUGUCCGCUGCUACGCAGGUCCUGGCGCAUAUUUGGCUGCACGCACGAGGCGACCACACAAACCCUGACGACGCGGCCUCUGAUGGACUGCCGAAUUCUGAGCGCGCAGCUCGAGACCUUUUCUCGGGACCCCGCUGUCCGGUUGAGCAGCAGUCUGCAGAUGGACCACGUCUUCAAGACAGCCCUUGGCGGUGCUCGUCUGAUCGACGUCAUGGAGCGCGUCGUUGGCGCCGACCCUCUCAGCGAGUGCCUGGCCACGCACGGUCACGCCCGGAGCGCCCUCGAGACAGCUGAUCAUGAGCUUUCUGCCAAGCAGGAAGGCGGGAGACAGCAUGCGGCCGCUCUCCGUGCUCGUGCGCAGCAGAGCUCCGCUGCCCACGUGGUGGCGGAUGAUGUCGCGCCCGCGUGCCGCAUCCCUGCGCGCGUGGCCGACCAUCCUGCCAGGCUGGCGCGGCAGGGCAUCGCCUACGACGAGGGGGGCCCGCACCGCGCCCGCGCACGACUGCAUUUUGGGGCGCGUCCAUGAAACGCAGUCGUGUGUCUGCCGCUUCCAGAUGCCAUGCGUUCGGCUUCGAUGCGCAAGAGUCGCGUUGGAAGCGUUUCUUCUGUGACCGCGAGGCGGAUCAGCACGAGCUCAGCCGUGCGUGGCGGACGCCAUGCCUGGGUUUCCUAGGUGCUGCUUGGCCGGACGCAUGUCGUCCGAAUGCAGCCAGUCCGUCCUCUUCUGCUGCUGCUGCUGCUGGGGCCCGCAUCGGUGCUUCUUCGUCUUCUCGCACGGCCCGCGCUGGCGCUUCUCCUUUCUCCUCAUCGGGGCCCCGCAAUGGGGCCCACCCGUCUGCCCGUCCGUGAUUGUUAUUGCCGGGCCGCCGUUACGCCAGGUUUCCUUGCUUGCUGGGCGGCGCCC
Prorocentrum cordatum is the source of this 1424-nucleotide messenger RNA. NCBI's taxonomy places the organism in Eukaryota, Dinophyceae, Prorocentrales, Prorocentraceae. The record is from the annotation of a GenBank genome assembly.